ACUCCCACAAUCCUAUUCUCCCGUUUCGUUGUUACUGUAGCGCUUGCUGUAAAAACAAGAAUAAUGUCAGAGUAAAACUGUUACAGUGUGUUACAGAACAGACGUGUUUUACUUUGUUUAAUAUUCCACAGACGAUAUAUUCAAAUAAUACAGCAACUUUGUUGCAGUAAUAAUGACAGAAGAAAAACCUUGUAAAGUCUGCAACUUUUCACGUCAAAAAUCGUAUGGAAUUGCAGUCCGGUCUCUGGAAGACCUAAAAACUAAAGGACGUGAGACGUUAGGCAUGGACUCCAAGGUGCUGGUCUCUGUGGUGUUAGAGGACGAUGGCACCAUUGUGGAAGAUGAGGCAUACUUCAUGUGCUUACCACCUAACACCAAGUUCAUGAUUCUGCAUAGCAAAGAGAGAUGGGGUCCUGCAACCAGAGUUGAUGGCGGGACUGCCUGGUUAGGUGAGAGUAUUGACAGCGAUGAGAUGGACAGCGCUUUCACUGGCACCGAAUCGUGGAGGGGUCUGGCACAGCAGCUGAAACGAGAUCUCUCCAGCAUCAUACUGAUGUCCGAAGAGGAACUCCAGUGUCUUGUGGAUGUAUCCUGUGAGGAGCUGGCCAGGGAGCUGGGACACAAAGAGACUAAAGUGCAGAGCCUGCAGGACGCCCUCCAGAGGGUUCUGGACCAGAGGGAAGAGGAGCGGCAGUCCAGGGAGAUCCUGCAGCUCUACCUUCAGGCUGCAGAGAAGGAAACAAGCCCAGCGAGUACAGGCUGCAGCCAGGAGGUAGAUGAUGUCACUGAUGGAAUGGAGGUGGACUCCACCAAGGAGACUGCUGGACAGAGUUCCAAGUUCUGCCAAAGAACACUCAUGGUUCUGAAGGGUAAAACGAGCCCUGAAACCAGGCUGUCUAACCAAGACCUGCAGUUGGUGUUGAACGAAGGCUUGCAGAACCUGUCUGCGGCGCUGAGCUGGGACACAGAGAAAGCGAAGGAUCUGCUGCAGGCUUGCGAGGAGGAGCUGGAGAAACGCUUAAACAAAGUGCAGGCUUUGCAGUCCCUCAGGAACUGCACCCAGGAGACUGAGGAAGAGGGAAACACACAGUCCAAACGCAGAAAAAAGGCUCCCUUUCAACCUUAAUCCCUUUAGUGCAGGAGCCCUUAACAGAGCGCAAACUCACAGCAAGAGCGCUCCACUCAAGCUGCCUCGAUGUAAAAUGUUUAAAAGCGAUAAUCUGUGGUACGUGGCAUCAUUAUCCUCCCUCCCACAUGUUUUGCUUAUCAUGAAAAAUAGAACCCAGCAUUUUCUUUUAAUAUUCCAGGCAAUUAUGUUUCUUCUGGUAGUGCUUUUUAAUUAACUUUUUUUCACUGGGACAACGUUUGCACAGAUAAGUGGCAAUAAGGCACAACAGGAGGUGUGAUUAAUAUGAGAUGUUCACACCCUCUCAAUAGCAAAAGGGGAAUACAUUUACAUGCUGCGUUGUGUUUUGCCAAAUGUACAUUGGUGCAUUAACUGAUUUGGGUAGAUUGUUUUGUUGUAUGUUCCCUGCAAGUAUAAACAGUGCAGUUUCUUUUUUAAUCUUGAAUUACAGUAUUUGUUUUGUAAGGUUAAAUAAAUGUCUUAAAUACUAAAUAGUGGGGUUCCAAAAAAUAUAGCGUUAUACAUCCCUAUGUGUUGCUACAACUGUUUAAAUAAUGUACCUGUUGUUUUUCUUUUCAUUGUUAACAUGCUGACAACUUUUCAAAAUGUCUGCUCUAGUGCACUGGGGGUUGAGAUCUGUCCACUAAAUCACUGCAGCAAGAGCAAUUAAAAAAAAGACCUGGGGACAUGUAACAUUAUAUUUUUCAGAACCCAGCUGCUAUUCUACCCUCCUUCUCCUCCUUCUCGUCCCUCUUGGACUCUCUUUGCUCCCUGCUUCAGAGCCAUAAGCCCACCACGUGUUUUCUGGACCCCCUUGCCACUCACCUCCUCCAGGCUGCUGCCCCUGCUCUACUUCCUUUCAUUUCCUCUCUUCUCAACACCUCUCUGCUCUUUGGAUGUUUCUCCUCUGCCUUCAAACAGGCCUGCAUCACAUCCCGCCCUUGAGCCCUCAUCCCUCAAGAACUACAGUCCUGUCUCCCUUCUUCCAUUCCUCUCUAAAACCCUUGAGCGAGCGGUACAUCGCCAGCUUCCUGCUUUCCUAUUAACACAUUCUCUGCUCACCCCCCUCCAAUCUGGUUUUAGCCCGGCACACUCCACUGAAACUGCUGUUCUCUCCAUCACUAGCUCUCUACUCUCUG
Molecule: messenger RNA, 2265 nt
Organism: Polyodon spathula (Mississippi paddlefish)
Lineage: Eukaryota; Metazoa; Chordata; Actinopteri; Acipenseriformes; Polyodontidae
Product: DNA fragmentation factor subunit alpha-like
Exons: 6
Coding region: 173-1126 (317 amino acids)
Biological process (GO): apoptotic process; regulation of apoptotic process
Source: RefSeq, a predicted model, not a curated record